UGAAAAACACAAUUUUAAGUUUGUCAAAAAUCAGCACUUUCCCGGUUGUCCCCAAAAACCCAAUAACCCUCGUGCGCUCACCCUCAUCUGUCGCGCUCUCUCUCUCUCUCUCUCACACACACAAUCACACACACACUUUAGUACUCUCUCUCUACCUCUGUCUGAAUGAUUCGAGAAAGAUCUUAAAUAGCCCCCUCAUUUCGUCUCACUCGAUGCUCCUCCCCUUUGGAUCUGGGGAUUCUUCACUUCUGCUCAAAGGUUUUACUUCAUUGUUUGAACCUUUGGAGCUUACCGUUGGAAGAUUCGUGAUUGAUUAGGAGGCUUUGACUGAAAGAGGGAGUUAGGAUUCAAUUGCCGAAGUAGUUCUAGUCAUGAGCAAAAGUUGAGAAGUUGUUGAUGUAGUAGUUUAGUUAUUAUCGGUCUUUGCCUUGAAAUUUGGUGCAUACUUGGCAAGAGGAGGCGAUUUGGGUUAUAGCUCCGGGGCAAAGAUCUGAAUUUUAGGUAUUAGAGGGAAAAAUUGAUGGGUUGUGGAAAUUGAAGUGUGUGGAGAGAAAAAGUUGACAUAUUAAUUUCAAUGGAUUGCACACUUCCAAGUGAUAGAGAUUUUGCAGUUGAUCUUGAGAGUGGUGGGACUACUAAUGAUGAAGUGGGAAGCACAGAUACUGUUUUCGGUGCCAAACUAGCAAAAACAUUUUUCUCCAAGGUCUGCAGUGGGUCAGUCAAGAGUGAAAAUGGGGUUAAUUUAAGCAGCAAUAUGUCAAAUGGCACCAAGGCUUCCCAUGAAAAUGUCAAGUUGUUAGACAAGAAGGUGGAGGGAGAAGAGGAUACAGGGAAGGAAAAACGUAAGAAGACGAGUGCUAAAAAGCCUCCCAAACCUCCUCGACCCCCCAGAAGUCCAUCAUUGGAUGAUGCAGACCAGAAGCUAAUCAAAGAGAUCUCUGAACUUCUCGUGAUGAAACGUGCAAGAAUCGAGCGAAUGAAGGCAUUGAAGAAGAUGAAAGCCUCUAAGGCAUCGUCAUCAAAUGGCAACUUAUUCGCCAUGCUGUUUACCAUUCUCUUCUGUCUUGUGAUAGUCUUUCAAGGAAUGUGCUCUAGAAGAAGUUCAGCUGCAAGCUUUGAGGGCUCACCGGAGUCGGCUCAAGCCACCGAGGGUGGUCUCAUUUCAGUUCGGUACCACUGGAAUCCAUCUACAAGUGAUCCCAAUAUACCUGGUUCUGUGUCUCCCAAUUUAGCGGAGUCUGUUUCUGGUUCAGAUCCCGGGGAUAAGAUGAACAGAGCUACAGGAUGAAUGGAACAGAAUUGGGAACAGAGUAGAUCCACUGUUUUUUUGUUUUGUUUUUUUUAUACGCAUCAUACAUAUACUAAUGUUGUGCACGAGUAAUAACCAUAGGAGCUUUGCCCGUGUUGUCUAAAAUCUCCAUGUAAUUAAAGAAUCUGAAGUUGCCGCCCCAGCAACUAUCCUUGCCAACCAGAAUUUGAGGCAGAUUUCUUAUGAAACUCGGUCUUGGAGGUUUUCCUUACCGGCUUUUCUUACAAACUCUCAAGGAAUUGCUGAAUUCUGCAGAAUCCUUUGUCAUUGCAUAUAUUAUGUUUUUCAAUAAGCUGCAUAUAUUAUAUAGAUGGUAUUAAGUUGUUGGAUAUGUUGAUAUACUAAGAAAUGGAUGCUUAUGGAUCACUGAGAGCUUAUAAUGUUUUUCUAUGGUUAUCUAA
This is a messenger RNA of Cornus florida, 1710 nucleotides long. RefSeq lists its product as uncharacterized. The transcript has 4 exons. The record is from RefSeq and is a predicted model, not a curated record. Lineage: Eukaryota; Viridiplantae; Streptophyta; Magnoliopsida; Cornales; Cornaceae. The coding region runs from base 575 to 1288 and encodes 237 amino acids.